Messenger RNA from Adineta ricciae, 1905 nucleotides. NCBI's taxonomy places the organism in Eukaryota, Metazoa, Rotifera, Eurotatoria, Adinetida, Adinetidae. The record is from the annotation of a GenBank genome assembly.
AUGAACCGUGCCGAUCCAGAUACUGAAAUCAAAGUUCGUGCUUCAAUACGUUUUCUCAAUGAAACGAUUCAAACAAACGCGAAUGAACCAUCUUUAGCUUUGUAUCGAAUUCAGGAACAUGUACACAAAACAUUUCCAGGAAUGAUACAAAAACGCCAUGAACUCGAAAUUUUACAAGAACAAAUCAAUGGUCUUGUGUUUGAUAUCGAAUAUGGCAUAGAUGCAGUGAAAGAUCUAGGAACCAGUGCGAACCAUGUCAAUAAUGUUGUUGCAUAUCUGGAAAAAGCACGUGUUAUUAGUAAACAGAUCAAUCUAUUCCGGCAACAACAGAUCCAGCAACAGCUAUUUCUCGAAACAAGUAUGCCGUUCAUUAAUAGUAAUAGCCAAAUGCGCCGAGUAGGAAUUGUUUCUACUACAACACUGGCAGCUAUUGGCUUAGUUUAUCUACUAUGGAAAGUAUACAGUCGUCGGUCACCCGCACACCGACCGAGUCGAGCUCCGUUGACUCGAACACUGUCAAUGGAUGAAUGGGAAAAUGCGACGGAUACACCUCCAAAAGAAACUCUUCCAACUCCUCAGCAACUGUACAAACACGGGCUUGAACAUAUGAAUAUUUCCAUUGACUAUUGGCAACGCGCAUUGACUAUUAUUGACUUGAGUUUAUCCAAUCAGCCGGAAUUGAUUCAGCCAGAUUAUUCACUGAGUCGAAAUCAUUUAACUGAAUUAAGGCAGAAAAUUCAAUUUUUACUAAACAAAAUCGAUGUGAAUUCCAAUGCGACUGAAUUAGCUUUGUUAGUCGAGCAAGAACAACAACAAUUGAAAUCUACUUAUGAAACAUUACCGCUUCCACCUACUUCAAUCGAUAAUAGCUUAGUUAUAUUGAAUCGUAGUGAAUCGACACGUGCUCAACAAGAACUACAAACGAUCCUAAGUGUACAAUCUGAUUUAAAUACAUUCAAUGAUCGACGUUCGCUUCGAUCAAUACGUUCAUCAGAUAGUUUUGAAAGUUGUCCUGAUGAUGCUGAAUGGCUCGAUGCAGGUGAUCUGAUUUUCGAUCCAUCGUCGCCAUACUACUCAUUACCACCGUACUACGUCUAUGGACUUCGUUUAGCAGAAAAGAAUCAAGUACAAUAUCGAAAACUACGAACAAAACUUCUGCAUUGCUCUUCGGAUACAGAUUAUUUAGCAAAACUAUCCUGUAUACGCACAGCUUGUGAUGAUAUACUUGGUAGUGAAGAGAAGAAGGAUUAUUUAAAGCGGGUUGCACGAGCCAUUUGCGAACGUUUUCUCGAGAAAGCAUCGAAAGACAAAACACGUUUUAUUCAUGCGUUUGACCAGAUGAACGUCCUCCUUGGUGAUGAACGUAAUUGGCCGAUGAUUAGCGAAGAGCUUGCUUCAGCAGGGGUGAAAAAUCCAACUGUAUACAAUGUUGGCAUCGAUUUCAUGUUAUUGGAAGGUUUUGAGAUUUUGGAUGCUCCGCCAUCAGCCAUGCGAACAAUCUUACAGAACCGUUGGUUAUCAGAAUCAUUCCGUGAACAAGCAUUGAACAAAGCUGUAUCAUGCGCAUUGAAAGUUCGACGCGCAACAGCGAAGCAUCAAGAUGGAUUUCUAACCACGUUUCUAACACUAAUCGAAGAUAUGACACCUGUUUUUGCCUGGGGCAUCCUCGGACCCGAUAGUCCAGUGAAACCAAUGUGUACAUUUAUCAAAGAUACGGUUUUAGACUUUGCACGGUCACUCUAUGACCUGAAACGAACUGACUAUACAUCGUUAGCUAACUUAACCACUGAUAUUGAUCGACAAAUGAAUAAUCUGUUGAGUACUUUGGUGAAAGAGAUGAACGUUGACCCAAAGUCGAUUGUCAAUGUAUCACGAAUAAUUCAUGUGAUAUGCAUAUAUUUCUAA